AUGGAUUCUCUCGGAUAUGCCCUUGCUACGGCAGACUCUUUGAAUAAUUUCGUUCAUUCUGAGAUCAAGGCUACAGAUAACAAGGUCACCAACUCGAAAGAAGCUAAGGAUGCCAAGGAUGCCAAGGCUAUGGCGAUGUCUGCUGUCAAAAGUACGAUUUCUCUGGUUGAUAGCACGUUAGCUAAGCUACGCUCUAUCCCAAGCCCAAAUGGACCCAAAUCUAGAACCAAAUGUACUCCCUCCGCAUCCUAUUUGGGGUUCAACCAUACCCUUAAAGAAUCGGGAGAACAUCCAGCCCGUAGAACUUCUAACGAAGCUACUCUUCGAGAUCCCUGGCUUCCACCCGAUGUGCAGGCGUUGAUUACCACUAUGUCUGCUAAUAAGGAAAGUGGCCUCGGUAGCCAGUAUGAAAGCUUGAGUGAUAUGGCUUUCUCUAUCGAGCCAAUUGUCGAUAACUUCAACGAAGUCUUGAAUAAGCCAUACUUGGAAGAUUUCUCUGCUACGCUAAACACUGUGCCUGUCAUUGGUUUGAAGAAUAAGCAGAUCGUAUAUCUAGACACCCAGCUAGAUCUUUUAGCAAAAUCUGGAACCAAAGAUGUCUGGAAAUCCUUUGCUGCCUUCCCCACCGAUGCCAACCUGUCGGCCGACUCCAAUAUCCACUUCUUUCCCUACAAAGGUGACUUCUAUCUUUCGGUGGGAACCGCGGUUUGGCGGAAGAGACACAUAUUUCCCCAUGAAUCUACCCUUACGCAGUCUGUUGGUAACUGGCCCAAGUUGUACAGGAAUGAUUGGGAGAGGAUCGGGGACAGUGUCUUCCCCGCCGACGACCUUCGAGAUGUGAUUCCCUUUGCUAAGCUUAACCCUACAAGAAGAGAAGUCGGAUUCGAACUCUUGAUCCUUAACCAAGAUAGCUCUAUUCAGGUUCUAGCCAAGGAUGAUAUCUAUGGGUCCAACACGUGGAAUACCAUUUCGUACAUAAAGGGAAAAGACGAUCCGAGUGCGCCGCCAAUGUGGUCCCGGAUGGCUUACUGGAGCAACAGCAUCGUGGCUCUCGACGACCAGAACAACACCUGGAGCUUGAAGGUCAACUUUGAGGCGGGCACGUAUACUAUAGCAGAUAAGACGCCCAUUGAAUCCACAUCCGAGUUCACGGCGACAGACCUCGGACCUGUCACCGUGCGAUCUGAUGGCUACUUGUACAAGAGAUACCUCCAGGACCCUCCAAGUGACGGUACAGACCCUGCAGUGAAGUGGUCUAAGUGGGUUCGCCAGGACGGUGUCACUAAUCUCGGCGUUGCGUCGCCAGGCGUGGUGUUGGAUCUCCGAGUUUUGACCCGUACGCUAAAGGAAAGGUAUAUUGAAACGCAAACGACGUUAUACCCCCUUGUGAAUAAGAUCAAUGCCUUUUCGAUAGCCCAUACAUUCUACUUAGAUAACCUUAGGGAAACUGCCGACAAAUGGGCCUUGGAGCCGGACGACAAGAAAAGAGAGCAAGCUAUCGAGUCUGGUAAACGCUUUGUCAACCACGCCAAGGUGUGGUCAAUGAUCUUGAACAGGUCCAUCCUGAAUACUAAUAAUGCCGUCAAUAUCAUGACUGCUCAGCUCCAGGACGUCAAGUCUCAGCUAGAAAUUCAGUUACAGUUACUCAAGGAUAAGUUGUUGGCUCUGAACAACACACUUGAUGUCCAAAAAGAUGCACUGAGUAAGCUUAAUGCUGCAUUUUGGGGUUCGGUGGCAUUGACGUUAUUAGGAUUGGUUACCGGGGUGCUGCUAGUCGCCACUGGAGUCGGCGCUCCCUAUGCCAUUGCCGCCGGUGCCCUUUUCGUCGGAGGUCUUGUCUCUACGAUAAUCUUGUCCGUCAAGAUAACGGAACUAAAAAAUCAGAUGUUUCAGACGCAAUCGCAGAUUAGGGUCACCAACGUGGCUAUUUCGCAACUUGCUUCGGUGGUCGCGAACUUUACCGAACUUGAUAGGCUAUACACCAACCUAAACAGAUUCUGGGGGGGGAUGGGCAACCAAGCCGACGCUCUAGGCGCCAUGGAUGAUGUUACAGCCUUCUUGUUAGGGGAAAAACUCCUCGAUGACACUUCUUCCAUCGAUGCUGGGCUAGACAUCACCAAAAAUAUUUCUAGGGCUGCUUUCACCUACUUGGACGUCCUGAACAAGCAAGGCAUUAUUAUCCCUGAUGAGCUAACAGUCGCAAAGUCGCAAUACCGGACGAAGUUAGCCAAGACUGUUUCCAUUGCAACCAAUGAAAAUCUGGAUGCUCUUUUCUAUGCCACUGUUGAACUUGCCCGAGACGCCCUAUCUCAUGACAAACUCGACAAGUAUGAAAACCUCAUGGAAGAUGCGCUUAGCAUCGUGAUGCGAAAGACAGACAGCCUCAUGCUAGACAAGAUAACAUCCAGCAUUUGGUAUGAUACCCGUGGCAUUAAGAACGCUGCGGCCCUUUUCAAUAAUUCCGCUCUAUGCAGGACGUCUCUUUCCAAUAUAAUCGGAAAUGUUGUUGGAAUCACCGGGACUAGCGACCCUACUGCUAUUGAAAACUGCAUAAAUACAGCAGCGCCUGUUGUAAUCGGAAUGCUCUACAAGACUAUGUACAUGUGCCAGGACAUCCAGGACCUCCUGGACCGCUACAAGAAGGCUAAUGGAGGCAAAGAGGAGAUUGACAAGCUCAAGAAUACCCUACUGGAGACAGCAAUUGAUAACUGCACCAAAGCCCAAAUGUAUGCUGCCCGGGCCAAUACUGCUUUCAACGACGUGAACCACGCGGCCACAGACUACCAGGAAUAUCUCAACCGCGAGAUUAACUACUUGAAAGCCAUCGCAGCAUCGGCCACAACUUCUGCAAAUAAGCAGAUUCAGGAUAUCGAUAUUCCUUCGUGUAUCUCGCUGGGUGGUCGGGGCGCCAUUCUCGCAUACAAAGCCGUGAGAGAAGAUGAAAAACAGAGGGAUCUGAGCAGGCGGCUGCGAGAUAUCAGCAGCUCCAUCAACGGGCUCAUGGACCUCAUAUCUAAAGGAAAUAUUAUCGAUGGUCAUAACACUACUUGGAUAGAGAUGGUACAGACGAUCAAUAGCUGCCUAGGGGUGGUGCACAAACUCCUCACCACAAUUCAAGGACAUAUUAGGGAAGACAUUACCAUAUACGAGUCGCUCCUUGACGUGGAAUGGACAAACGUUCAGGAGGAAAGCAACGAAAUUCUUGACAUCCUCGCCAGCAGGGGCAUAGAUACCAGCCCCCCCAAAGAUGUAGUAAACUCUCACUCCGUGGAUCUAGUAGUGCAAAGGAGAUCCCCAAUCGCCCCCGCAUCUGAAAUCGAGGCUAGGGUAGUAGAAGCACUUACAGCGCCAGGUAAACUUGACACAGCCAUAACGAGCCAGGCAGAAAAGGCGAAGAGCUUCUUCGCCGAAAUAGAGAAGUUGUUGAAGUCGCCGUAUCUUUCGGGCAUUGUGGGAUACUGGGAUACCAAUCAAAUCGAGAAGUCUUCCCUCCUCGACGUUGUCAGCCGCCUGCGGAGCCAAUAUGUCGAUAUGAUAUCCAAUGAAUACCCGGUAAUCCUUAACAUGUACACCACCUCGCUGCUGCAGGAGACACGUGCUCGGAAUGUCAAGAGCGGAGAACUGCGAAUCGAUAUCUUCGUGUCUUCUAGCUUGCAGUCAGCGCGCUACGGCCAAAAGGCUGCGAGCACCGCGGCUGGCAAGUUCCGGGCGUCAUCGGCGGACUACGCCUUCGUCCUCAAGCAGGUACAGGCUAACCUAGAACAGAUCAAAGAGAAGCUGGAAGAGGUCGACCAAAACAUCGAUGAGCUGAAGAAAGAGAGGCGCAACCUUAUAAUCGGCCUUAUCGCUGAUGUUUUCGCGAUGACGUUUGCGACUGCCAUUCUCCUCGCUGGUUUCGCCUUCCUCGGCCCUGUUUCCAUCGCACUCACCACUGUGGAGGCCCUAGGUCUAGGUGCGACAGCGACAGCUGCGACUAUCGCGGGCGUCAUUGAUAGCUUAAAACUGGCGGAUAUCAUUGCGCUCAUUGGUGUUCUUCAGAACACAAAGAGGGACUUGAACGUGGCGUAUGAAGGCCUCGGAACUAUUCGUCCACUGUUUAAGAAUGUGCUUGACGCCGCAGAGGGGAUGGAGAGUGUCGUGACAAAGAUGGCGGACAGGCUCGAAGUUAUACUUUGCGACGUGGAAUUGCUGAAGCAGGUUAAGUUGUCUAAAGAGGAUGUCGAGGAAAUCGGUAAAGCUUGGACAGAUGUUAAGGAUGGCUGCAUUUUCUGGAUGGAUACUAUCAAUGCCCAGGGAAUCAACCCUGCUACUCUCUGA
This is a messenger RNA of Daldinia childiae, 4317 nucleotides long. RefSeq lists its product as uncharacterized. The coding region runs from base 1 to 4317 and encodes 1438 amino acids. NCBI's taxonomy places the organism in Eukaryota, Fungi, Ascomycota, Sordariomycetes, Xylariales, Hypoxylaceae. The record is from RefSeq and is a predicted model, not a curated record. The transcript has 4 exons.